CUGGGUUCAUCCUCCCCCACGAAAUAAUGUUGGGUCCUCAUAUUCCCAAGUUAAAAUUAAUUUGACUUUAUUUAACACAUAAUUGUCAGAUUGAACAGGGAAGUCACUGAAAGUGAUUAAAUAGUGGGGAACAAUGUCGCUUGAUAUGAGGUCACCAACGUUUGAUUCUUCUGGAACAUUAUCAUGGGAUUUGUUGAAAAUCUCAUUUGUAAACAGUUGAUCACUGAGAUAAUCAACAUCUAUCAAAAUUGUAUUAGAUUUCUGAUCAUCAUUUGAUGCAUCUAACACAUUUUCUGGUACAAAAGGAUCUAGAUAAUAAGAUUCGUCAGAAUCUCCUGUUGUUGAAUGAUGAGGACCAUUUGAAACAGCUGGAUUCAGUGUACCGCACGAUUUGUUCCCUGUUCCGUUGUGGGCGGGUACUGCAAUUAAUUUAUGAGCAUUUAAUAAGAGAUCUUCUUCCUGUGAGCUGGGUACAUCACUGUCUGUACACGUUUCAGGAACAGUGGGAUUUGAACCCACGACAGGGAACGUUUCGGAAUUUGACAUUUCUGGACAACUGGGCGGAUCAUGAAUAACUUUCUCGUUUACAU
Schistosoma mattheei is the source of this 590-nucleotide messenger RNA. The record is from the annotation of a GenBank genome assembly. NCBI's taxonomy places the organism in Eukaryota, Metazoa, Platyhelminthes, Trematoda, Strigeidida, Schistosomatidae.